AUGGCGCUGGAUUAUGAUCAGUCUUACAAGUCUCUCUUCCAGGCAGGCCUCGAGGUUCCUCGCUAUGUAGUCAACAGCUAUCGAUGGUGGGAGGACGAGGCGAUGACGGUCAUGUGGGCCUUCAACGUGGCCGAGAUAAGCCUGGUGAUUCGCUUUUCGCUGUAUCAGAUGGGGGACUUACCGCGGGAAAUGUUGCGCCGGCGUAAUGCCAGCGCCAUCGAUACUUUCUUGCACAACCUGGCUGACCCGAGAGAGCAGCAGCUCCUCAGCACCCUCUCCCAUGCGCAGCGGGUGGAGGAAAUCCUGCGUCGGUCGACAGUGCAGGCUCAGGAUCCGGUGCCAUGGGGCUGGUUCCCGCCAUUGCCUGGGCACGGGCUGGAGCCCAAAGCCAUCGCUCUGGCAAUCGAGACAGAAAGCCACUUCCACUUCAAGAGAAUUGCCUUCGAGGAGCUGGUGAGGAUCUCUUUGGGAUACUCUGCACCAUCGGUGGAAUGGUUCAUGUCCCAGCAUACUGCGUUCUAUUGUUACCUGAAGGACCAUCUGAAAGCUUAUCCGGACGAGUUCCCCCUUUACAUGGAAGUGGAGAAGCAGCUCCACAUGGUCUCAGGAUUCAUUGCCGGCCCUAUCCAGCAACUUUUCCGAAGCCAGCCUCCGAGUUUGAUUCCUAUCCUAAAGGUAUUUAGCGUGUUGGCGGUACGAUUCCGCCGGCUAUACGUCCAUGUCCCCAAAAUGAACUGGUAUACUCCGUUCGAUACUUCUAUCCAGUUCUUGGAAGAUUUUCUCGGCUCGACAUCCACAAAUGAUCUCGCGCGCAGUAUGACUGCAAACGACGAGAAAGAUUUCUCUAGGUUGACCUAUGACAGCCUCCUCUCCGAAGACGCCUACGUGAGGCAGCUUCUUGCCAAUUGGCACAAUUUGAGCAUCGCUGUUUGGGAAUGCUGCUCAGGAUUACCGUACUCCAUCCCCUACCUGCGGGACUGUGCGCAUACCCUCUACUCUAGACGGAACUACCAUUCCCUGACGGCAAUGCUGGAAGGUAUCCACCGAUACUCCAUUUCCACUGCCCAAUCCCGCGGCCUCAACAGUACCCACGGCGGCAUGGUCGUAGUCGACCCCGUGGUCUUCCAAGACGCCGUCUUACUCCGAAGGCCAGACGACAACUACGCUGCCUACCGCCAACAUUACGCCGUAUACCCCGGCGUCCCAUUCUCCUCCCCAUCUCCGCGAGAGCCAGAAGUUUGGCCCGGGAGCUCUCCAGCCUUUGCUAGAAUAUCUGCAGAUCACUUUCUGAGAUCACUUUCUGAGAUCAUUUUCUCAGGAACGCAAGACCCUCCGUUCCGGGACCGGUGA
This is a messenger RNA of Penicillium chermesinum, 1350 nucleotides long. RefSeq lists its product as uncharacterized. Bases 1 to 1350 code for a protein of 449 amino acids. The record is from RefSeq and is a predicted model, not a curated record. The transcript is spliced from 3 exons. Lineage: Eukaryota; Fungi; Ascomycota; Eurotiomycetes; Eurotiales; Aspergillaceae.